AUGUUCGCAACCGCAGAUUGUUCUCUGCCUUGUCCGGCUCCGAAGAGGAAGUUUGGGAUUGCAAAGACGCUCACGACUUCUGUUUCUGUGUUGGGCUUUCUUUUGUGUCCCACAUACUUUGAUGGCUGGCAUGCCGACAGCACAACAUGCCCCCUAAUGCAUAACUGCACAAUUUGCUCACACAAUGCCCCUCAUAUGGGGACUAACAGAGCCGGUAUAGGCAUCUGUCCAGAAAGAACGUGGGGCAAGGCGGCGAUGGGGAACUAA
Protopolystoma xenopodis is the source of this 267-nucleotide messenger RNA. NCBI's taxonomy places the organism in Eukaryota, Metazoa, Platyhelminthes, Monogenea, Polystomatidea, Polystomatidae. The record is from the annotation of a GenBank genome assembly.